UACAAGUCUUUGCCAGCGCUUUAUCGACGAGUGCUUAUAAUGGACGAGCUAUCUUCAUCAAAGUCCCACGACUCAAUUGCGAGCAAGUCGGACAAUUCAAAGCCACGGAUAAGCUCCGUCAAAUCCGUCAAUUUCAGUAGGGGCACUGAUCGAACACGCGAUGAGCUGGAAGUGCCCUGCAGACAGCUUCUGAUCUACACCCAUGGAAGCUAAUCGGCUUUUCCCUCUCACACAGAUAUGUUCGAGUACUUCAUGUUUAGCUUUGCGUCGUCUGUGGCUCAGGGCAGCGGCGAGCGAGCGACAGGAGUGGCGAGUGCGGCCGAGAGUACUGGAGGGCAAUAUCUGUCCAAGCUUUCGCGGGAACUCCAGAUUGGUUUCAAGAAUCCGCUUUCUACCAAGGCGGACAACAUGCAGAGUUUUAGCGCUCUCUACCUUCAACUUGUGACAAUGUAUAUCAAGUACUUUAUCCCGCUGGUACCGCAGCCCUCUACUUUGACAGCUGCCUCGGCCGACACAGUUAUCACGUCAUUAGAUAGCCUCGCAAGCAACCCCAGUCAACGAUUCAUAAUCCUGUCCAUGAGUGAGGCUCUAGGCGUUAUUCUCUCGGACCAGUGGAUCACCCAAGGAUACCGCGUGGCUGAGGAUCGUUACGAGCGCCCAUCAUCACUCAGGAUCAAAUGCAUACACACUUUGGUAGCCCAUCUUUCCAAGUCUAAUCUCCAAGAUAUCUUCACGGGGCUUCCUCUUCACGACGUCAGUCCAUGGGUAGAUCAACCUGUCGAGGUUAUCAUACAGCGACGGGUCAUUUCUUCCCUCCAAAAGAAACUCUUUCAUUUUUUCCACAACUCUCUCGAGUUCUGGCCAAUCGAUGAAGGUUAUUCCUCAGUAAGAUUCGUGAUUUGUGACCAAAGACCGAGACUCCAUCCCAUCAUGCUCUAACGACCAGGGAAUCUCUGUAGAUUGUCGAAAUCUGGCUCAAAUAUAUCACGCCAUACGAGCCGAAUAAUCUUGAUGAAUCCUGGCUAUUUUUCAUUGUCCACAACUUUGCCUUUUAUUCAGU
This is a messenger RNA of Polychytrium aggregatum, 1060 nucleotides long. RefSeq lists its product as uncharacterized. The coding region runs from base 238 to 939 and encodes 233 amino acids. Lineage: Eukaryota; Fungi; Chytridiomycota; Chytridiomycetes; Polychytriales. The transcript has 5 exons. The record is from RefSeq and is a predicted model, not a curated record.